GGAGCUCGUACACGUCAUCCGUCAUAACAAACUGAAAUCCUGGUCCACAGCAGUUAAGUUGACCGGUGGAUGAGACGCACCUGACCCGUAAGACUGAACCGCAGACGGGCCCUCACUGCGGAUAUGGGAGACAAUUCAGAGCUACCGCCGGUGGAGCAGCACCAGCGGCCGCUCCGGAACCAGGACCUGAGCGCAGUCACCGACCUGGUACAAGAUGUUUUGUCCCAGUAUGGAUGGUACCUGCUGGCUGCUACAGCUCUGUUCUAUCUGCUCAUUCAGUACAUUGUCAAAAAGAGCCAAGGAAGAACCCGCAGCUCUGCCCAACCCGCACAUCACGACGCAGCACUUGUAGCCAAACGUCAAGAGGCCCUGGAGGCAGCUCGGAUGAGGAUGCAGGAAGAGCUUGAUGCCAAAGCAGCCAUCUUCAAAGAGAAGCAGAAACAGCAGGAGGAGGAGAAGAGGAGACAGAAGAUUGAACUCUGGGAAAAUAUGAAGGAAGGCAAGAGCUGCAAAGGAAACACCUCCCAGAACACUGAGGAGGACUUGUCAACUACAGUUAUUAAGAGGAAAACAGACAAAAAACCUCUUCGCAGCUCAGACUAUAACCCUCUGAGUGGAGAUGGGGGUGGGACAUGUGCCUGGAGACCUGGGCGGAGAGGACCGUCUGCGGGAGGAUGAAACUAAAGUGUGUCAGAUGCUCCACAGGGGUGCUCUGACAAGUACAUCAAGCUCUUCACACUGACAGGGGGCGCUGUGUACCAACUGCUGUUUUUUUUGUUUUGUUUUUUUUUAAUCCUAGAUUUUUUCUCUGGGUGUCUCUUGCAGCAGUCAGUCUCUCUUCAACAUGUUUUAAUGCUCAUUAUUUACUAUAGUGGUGGCAUGGCAGCCUCUAAAUGAAGCCAGGUCUGUAAAUGGAACUCUCCACUGGGCCUGGAUGAUAAUGUCAGUGUGGAUUAGCAUAGCAUAUAUACUCAUGUUACUGAAGUCCAGCUAAAGUUAUUUUAGAAAUGAUCCUUUUGAGUGGGUUGAAAACAGUUCAGACAGAAAACAUUCUGGUGUCAUUUGUUUAGCAAUUCGUCUUGAGCUCUGGACAGAAGCUUGAAUCUGCUUUUGACUUUUUUGUAGUAUCAUUUUAUCAAUCUGUUAUAGAUAAAUAAAUUAUAUCUAUAAGUA
Molecule: messenger RNA, 1173 nt
Organism: Boleophthalmus pectinirostris (great blue-spotted mudskipper)
Lineage: Eukaryota; Metazoa; Chordata; Actinopteri; Gobiiformes; Gobiidae
Gene: selenos
Product: selenoprotein S
Exons: 6
Coding region: 124-678 (184 amino acids)
Biological process (GO): retrograde protein transport, ER to cytosol; endoplasmic reticulum unfolded protein response
Cellular component (GO): Derlin-1 retrotranslocation complex; Derlin-1-VIMP complex; endoplasmic reticulum membrane
Source: RefSeq, a predicted model, not a curated record